Molecule: messenger RNA, 1734 nt
Organism: Dendrobium catenatum
Lineage: Eukaryota; Viridiplantae; Streptophyta; Magnoliopsida; Asparagales; Orchidaceae
Exons: 3
Coding region: 1-1734 (577 amino acids)
Molecular function (GO): zinc ion binding
Source: RefSeq, a predicted model, not a curated record
AUGACGCCAACUCCAAACUCAUCUCCCGCCCGAGUGCACCGCGGCCGCCUCAAAUCCUUCAAGAACAGUUUUGUUGGAAGUAAGAUGCCUACCGAAAGAGAACUGGACCUCGGCGAAGAAAAUCAGAUUCCGUCAAACACUUCAACGAACCUUUUCCUUUCCAAAUUUUAUCUUUAUCAAGCUGCUUCUACUACAUCACCCAAAGAAUAUAAAAUUCUUACUACUGACAAUGAUGUGAAUGAGUUGGUUAAUCAAUUGAAAGGGAAUGUACGUGUUGAGAUUGUAGUUGCAGUUCAAGAAGAUGAUGGAAAUGAACCAAUUUCAAAUCCUAUGGAGGUUGUAAGUGUAGACGAGAUGGUUGAAUGUUCCAUUACAAACAUGGGUGCUAAAGAUUUAGAAGUUGGCACACUCUUCAAUGAUGCAAUAACUUUCAAAAACGCUCUGCGAUCAAUAGCCAUUAGAAAUAACUUUGGUGUUAUAAUUAAAGCAAGUGAUAAGAAACGUGUUAUUGCAACAUGUUCUUACCAAACAUGUCAAUGGAGAAUUCGGGCAUCCCUUUGUGAAGAUACUCAGUCUUUCCAAAUAAGGAGAGUAGAUGGAGUACAUACUUGUCCUGGUGUUAAUCGUGCAGGGAAUAGACUCGCCACAUCUGCUUGGGUUGCUAAUGAAAUUCAAGAUUUAGUGAAGAGACACCCAGACAUUCCACCGAAAGAAAUCAAGAGCAAUCUAGAGAAAGAAUAUGGUUUAUCAGUACCUUACAUGAAGCUAUGGAGAGCAAGAGAACAAGCCCGUGAUGCAAUUUUCGGUUCAGUUGAUGAUAGCUACAAAUGGGUUCCAACAUUGAAAGCUGAAUUACUUGAAAGAAAUCCGGGGUCACAUAUUACAUACACAUUUGAUAGUUCUGAUCAUGCCUUUCAAAGAUUUUAUGUAAGUUUCAAAGUGUGUGCUGAUGGAUUUCUUAGUGGUUGUAGACCUCUUAUAAGUGUGGAUGCUUGCCACCUUAAAUCAAAGUAUUUGGGUAUGCUUCUAUCAGCAAAUGCACUUGACGGCAAUAAUGGUUUAUUUAAUAUAGCUUAUGCGGUUGUUGAGACAGAAUCAAAACAAACAUGGACAUGGUUUCUUAGCAAUUUGGGUGAUACUAUUGGUAGGAACUUGCAUCCACUAGCUUUCAUAUCGGACAUGGAGAAGGGUUUAGGCGAUGCUAUAAGAGAAAUUUAUCCAGAAGCAGAGCAUAGACUUGCUGAGGUAUCGAAUGUAAGUCCAAAAGUUCACUCAUACCUACUCUCAUUACCUUACAAGUGGUCCAUAAGCCAAUUCAUGAUAGGGAUUAACCAUGCCGCCAAUACUAACAAUUUUGCUGAAUCAUUUAAUUCAUGGAUUGUUGAAGCUAGAAAUAAACCUGUUGUUGACCUGGUUGAUAUCAUUCGUGGUAUGCUUAUGGAACAAAGGGAUAUGCGAAAAAUGAAUAGCAUGACUUGGCAUCGAGAGUUAGUACCGCAAGAGGAAGAGUACAUAAGGAAUAUUACAACCAGGAAAGAUCAUCUAAUAGUCCGUCAAUCAAGUGUUUGGAAGGCUGAGGUGGAGGGCGUACAUUCAAGACAUAUUGUUGAUGUUGAAAAACGAGAAUGCACUUGUAGAGUGUGGGAAGUGACCGGACUUCCAUGUAUCCAUGUCGUGGCGUUCAUUGGCAUGAAAGAACACCCAUUGUGGCAUUCAUACAUUGAUGAACACUAG